CCGAGCCCCAGCCCCGGCGCCCCCGGCAUGUUGCAGAGCCCCCGGCGCCUGUGCUCAGCGCUGCUGCGGAGGGACGCGGCCCCGCGCCGCCGCCGCCCGCCGCCCGCCGGGCCCCGGCCCCGGCUCCUGCCGGCCGCCCGCCCGGCUGCUGCCCCGACGGUGACUUCCAUGGGCAGCAGCGCCAGCCGACUCUACAGCGCCCUUGCCAAGACCCUGCCCGGCAGUACUGGGGCCCAGUCCCCGGCCUCGGUGGUGGAGCUGGAGUCGGAGCCGCCAGAGCCCCUAGAGCCACAGGAGCUGCUGGCCGAGUGCAGGGCCGUGCUGCGGAGCCGCCCACCUCGCUGCCGGAGGGACUUUGUGGCUGCCCCAGCCAGCAGGCCCAGCAGGCAUCCACCCAUCCGCGUCAUGCAGUGGAACAUCCUGGCACAAGCCCUGGGCGAAGGCAAAGACAACUUUGUGCAGUGCCCAGUGGAAGCCCUGCGCUGGGAGGAGCGCAAGUGCCUCAUCCUGGAGGAGAUCCUGGCCUACCAGCCGCACAUCCUGUGCCUGCAGGAGGUGGAUCACUACUUCGACACCUUCCAGCCGCUGCUCGGCCGCCUGGGCUACCAGGGCACCUUCUUCCCCAAGCCCUGGUCACCCUGCCUUGACGUGGCACACAACAACGGCCCCGACGGCUGCGCGCUCUUCUUCCUGCGCUCGCGCUUCCAGCUGCUGGCCUCUGCCAACCUGCGCCUCUCGGCCAUGACCCUCAAGACCAACCAGGUGGCCAUCGCGCAGACCCUAGAGUGCCGGGAGUCGCGGCGGCGCUUCUGCGUGGCCGUCACACACCUGAAGGCGCGCUCGGGCUGGGAGCGCUUGCGCUCGGCCCAGGGCAGCGACCUGCUACAGAACCUGCAGGCCAUCACGCAGGGCGCGGGGCUGCCGCUCAUCGUGUGCGGGGACUUCAACGCUGAGCCUGGCGAGGAAGUGUACGAGCGCUUCGCCGCCUCCAGCCUGCAGCUGGACAGCGCCUACAAGCUGCUGAGCGCCGACGGCCAGUCCGAGCCUCCCUACACCACCUGGAAGAUCCGCCAGUCGGGGGAAAGCUGCCACACGCUCGACUACAUCUGGUACUCCAGGCGGGCACUGAGCGUGCGCUCGGCUCUGGGGCUGCUCACCGAGGAGCAGGUGGGACCCGGCCGCCUGCCCUCCUUCAACUACCCCUCGGACCAUCUGUCCCUGGUGUGCGACUUCAGCUUCAACGACGACGACGAGCCUGAGCCCGGUGGGCUCUUGUAGGCCGCCCCGACCCACUCCCCUUGGUCCUCCGGACCGCUUCCCCACCUGUCCGACCAAGCUGCCACCAUUCAAGGGUUAAAGCUUGACUCGCACUGGCUCUGGUCAGGCCGGGUGCCACCAAUCUCUUAGUACCCUUUGCACAUCCGAGCUGCCUCCACACGGGGUGGCCCAGUUCCAAGGCUUGUCCGAGCACCCCGCACCUCACCCUCUAUUCUCAACUCCUCUACCUCACCCCUCUUCUCCCUACGCCAAACUCCUCCACCUCAACCCUCCUCCAGAACACCUCUUCCCCAGUCCUGCCUUCCCGCAUCUUUCUCCCUGGGGUUGUGAGAGGUCGACCAGACACGCAUGGCAAUAUUUAUUUUUUUAUACCCUCCUGUAGGAAUCAAAUAUAUGAUAGCAUUAUAAACGUU
Messenger RNA from Suncus etruscus (white-toothed pygmy shrew), 1691 nucleotides. RefSeq names its product nocturnin (gene NOCT). NCBI's taxonomy places the organism in Eukaryota, Metazoa, Chordata, Mammalia, Eulipotyphla, Soricidae. Gene Ontology annotation, molecular function: poly(A)-specific ribonuclease activity. The coding region runs from base 28 to 1278 and encodes 416 amino acids. Gene Ontology annotation, biological process: circadian rhythm. The transcript has 3 exons. The record is from RefSeq and is a predicted model, not a curated record.